AUGCCACCGAAUAGCAACCUUUUAGAAGAAUCCUCCUUUGUGAAUAGUAGCAGCGAAUCCGUUGUCACACCAACCAAGACAGUUGCUUCUACUUCGAAUACAGUUGCUUCUAGUGGCGGCGGCAGCUAUUCGGUUUCCAGCUCGAACAUUAAAACUUCGGAAUUACGAAAACCAAAAGUCACUGAAAGAAGAACCUUCUCGUAUCGCAUCCAAUCGAGAGAGUCCAGCAAACCAUCACUGGAUUGUGAGUCUAUCCCAUUGGUAGGAAGAGAGAAUGAAGUAUCCAUGCUCAAGGCCUGCUUCACACGCAUUACGGUGGAAGCACCUGAGAAAAAACAAAAGGAGCUUGUGCUCAUCGAAGGGCAAAGUGGAACUGGCAAAUCCAGCGUAGCAGUGACCCUCGAAGACGAGGUAUCGAAACUUGCCAACGGAGCCUUUGUAAAAGGCAAAUUUGACAUGAAUGCAAGCGGUGAGCCUUACUCUGGUAUAUCCAAGGCUUUUGGUAGUCUCUGUCAGAAGAUGAAAGGAGUUCCGCCACAAGUACUUAGCGCUGUCCAAGCAGUCAUCAGCGAGCAGCUUGGCAGUGAGGUCGACCUACUGGUACAUCUCAUUCCUGAGAUGAAAGAUCUUAUUCCUGAUAGUUCCAAUGAGCCCACAGUCGUGGACAUCGGCGAAGAUGAAGUUGAAAGCAAACUCGAGCGCUUGCGAUUUGCUUUCCGUGUUCUUACAAGAGCCUUCAGUUCUGCUUUCUCGCCGCUGAUAAUCUUUCUUGAUGAUCUCCAGUGGGCGGAUGUUUCUUCGCUUCAAGUCCUGGAUUUCUUGAUAUCUGACACUCAAAACGAACAUGCUAUAAUGUUCAUUGGCUGCUAUAGAUCCGAAGAAGUUGAUGAAAAUAGUUUGCUCCAUAACAAGAUGGUGGGACUUCGAGAGAUGUCUUCCAGAUACAAGUUCCACCUAACGGAGAUUGCAGUUGGUAACUUUGGUAUCGACGGAAUUGAACAGGUCAUUGAAGCCCUGUUGCCAACUUCCAACAGAGAUGCAGCGAAUGGGCUCGCUGCGAUCUGCCUGAAGCGGACACUCGGAAAUCCUUUUUUUGUUUUAGAAUUUCUAAAGAUGCUCCAUCAAGAAGGUCUCCUAGAAUACGAUGCAGCUUCCAACACGUGGGAUUGGAAUCUGGGCAAGAUUGAUGAAGCGACCAUGUCCACUGCAAAUGUGGUCGACAUGCUUCAAAAUCGUAUUGCAAAUCUUCCCCAUCAAGUGCAGGCACUCCUUCAGUGUGCUGCAUACCUUGGAUCUUCCUUCUCCGAGUCAACAAUCGAUCUCGUCUGGUCAGCAUUUGGAAGGAGGCUGGUGGAAAGCAGAAUCGAGCGCACGUCAGCUCUACUCAAUGUGAUCGUCGUGGAAGAGAUCAUGGAGAUAUGUGGAGAUAAUCAGUUCAAAUGGGUUCAUGACAAAUUGCAAGAAGCCGCUCUUUCCCUAACCGGGAAACGUCGGGAGUCAUUUCAGUUGGAUAUUGGAAGGACAUUGUACUAUGGCUUGGAUAAGCAACGAGUGGAAGAUGAGCUGUUCACAAUCGUGGACCUGAUCAACAAUGGCAAUAUAUUGAAGCUGCCCGAGUUUGCAGUUGCCAACUUGAGAGCCGCGGAGAAGGCUCGGGACUUGGCGUCCUUUCAAUCUGCAUCUAGCUACAUUGCUCACGGUAUCAGCCUGCUAGGCGACGACAAAUGGUCCGCCACUCGCUCUGUAACUUUGAAACUCUAUACCAUGGGAGCCGAAAUGGAGGUAAUGUUGGGCAACGUUGACGCAUCUAACCGUUACAGUAACGAGGUCUUGCAGCAAAAAGAUCUUACGAUUAUGGAAAAGCUACCAUUGAAAAUGGCGAAGGCUAUGACUAUUGGCUCUACUGAUUUAAAAUUUGACCAAUCUGUGAAAUACUACAUGCGACUACUAGAUAAGCUUGGUUGCAGAGUUGCAUGGACGCGAAAACUUGUACCGGUGCAAGCAAUCAUGAAGCUCAUGCGGGUUAUCAAGAGAGUAAAAGCUACUCCUCAAAGCUUCUACGACAAGAUGGUUCCCAUUGAGGACCCACGACAAAAAGCGAUUGCAUCUGUCUUCUCCAAACUUGUGUACUAUGCCUACAUGGCAGGGGACAUGUUGCUGCUCGUUUUGGGCACAUCUACACUUGUAGAAAUGACACUCGACCAUGGAUUGAAUGAAUACUCCGCCAAGAGCUUCAGCUCAUUGGGAAGUGCAAUCAUCAUCUCAUCCGAAGAUUACGAGACAGCGGCUAAAUUCAAUGUGAUUGCCCUCAACAUGUUGAAGAAGUUCCGAGGCAUGCACAAGAGUGAGACGACAUUUCUCAUCUAUGGUCCUGUGCUCUCAUGGGUGAAACCUUACCAUGAGCUAAUUCCACCAAUGCGAGAAGCCAUCACUGAGGGUCUCAGAUCUGGUGACACCGAAUAUGCUAUCUGGAAUUUGAUUUCGAGCAAAGUUUUGAUCAAAUUCGUAAUGGGGAAACCUAUCGGCCCCAUUCUGAACGAGUGCAGUGAUACCCUACUGCAAUGUGAAGAUGCUGCUCAAACACUCACUGCAAAUAUAGUACAGAUGUUUUGGCAAAUGAUGAAAAAUCUUCACGAUCCCUCAUCAUCUAACCCCGCCGAGCUUGAAGGAGACAUUUUCAGCGCUUCCAAGGACGAGGGAACCAACAACGUCCAUCUUGCCAAUAUCAGCUUUGCACAAGGUGAAUUGGCCUUGUUCAACGGCGACUAUGAGACUGCAGCACGGAGAGCACUAAAAAUUGGCGAUGAGUUCGGCAAGCUCAUGCCAGCCUUCCUGCUAAACAUGGUCGAAGUCUUUCAUCGAGCCGUGCCACUCUACGCAGCCGCUCGCAUGACCAGAAAGAGAAAGUACAGAGUGGAAGCCAAGCGCCUCUUGAAGAAAAUUGGAAAAUGGGCCAAAGGCGGAAACGCCAAUGUCCAAUACUACUUCUUGUUCCUGACAGCCGAGCAAUUGGCUUUGGACAAGAAGUAUGAUCUGGCACAACAGAAGUACGAGCAAGCUGUCGAAGCGGCAACGGCCGCACGCCACUUGCAUCAUAUGGGACUGAUUAAUGAGAGGUAUGCGGACUUCCUCCUGGAGAUUCGUUCCGCAAGUGAAGAUUCGAAAGAACGGCUAAUGCGAGCAAUUCAAUGCUACAAGAGAUGGGGAUCUGCAAGGAAAGUAACAGAGUUAGAAUCCAGGCUGUAG
Cylindrotheca closterium is the source of this 3246-nucleotide messenger RNA. NCBI's taxonomy places the organism in Eukaryota, Bacillariophyta, Bacillariophyceae, Bacillariales, Bacillariaceae. The record is from the annotation of a GenBank genome assembly.